Molecule: messenger RNA, 1359 nt
Organism: Cylicocyclus nassatus
Lineage: Eukaryota; Metazoa; Nematoda; Chromadorea; Rhabditida; Strongylidae
Source: the annotation of a GenBank genome assembly
AUGAUUGUCAGCAGUUUACUAAGUAUUUUCAAUUGGAAUAGUCCCCGUCGAGCCGAAACAGAAAUGAGUGCAGAAGAAGAAGCACAACCUGAGCCUCAGCCAAUGGCUGCAGUUAUCGACGCUGAGCCUGAAAAGACCGUAGAGAUGAUCACAGCUGCACCACCCGAACAAGUCUUCAAUACACCCGUCUCAAAGGCUAACGUAAGCGAGUCGGAUCUAACAAGGACGUUCACACGUCGAGCCGCAAUACCCAAGGACAUCUCACCAAUUCCUGAUAAUUCGAUGCCGUCACCUGUACCACCACCACCUGCAGCUGCGGCUGAGACUCCAGCUAAUCCGAAUCCUAAUCCUAGAGCAGAAAGCAGAAAUGUUCGCUCAAGUCGCCAAAAGACAAUGACAAUGGAUCCGAGUGGAACUCAAGAGUUGAGAAAGCUGUUUAUGGAUGCUAGACAGUCUGGCAUCUCACUGGAUGAUUUGGAAGCGAAAAUGGUGGAUUUGUUCAGAACCAAGGAUGCAGAAAUGAAUGGACGUCUCGCAAAGGUUAUGGAACAAGUCGAGCAUCAUGAAAAACAUGAAUGUCGUAACGAUGAGGCGAAUUUGAUGGUUUAUCGAGCACUUGUAGCUGAAUAUCAAAUGAUGAUUGAAGAGCUAACAUCAGGAGCUUACAUUCACGUUGGGAGACUUGAAGAAUAUGGGUAUUCGAAGAAUGGCAUAGGUGGAAUGGGUUGUGGAGCAAAUUGCAAGGCGUCUUUAGAGCGAGACCAAAUCAAAAUUGAAUUGGAUUCGCUGCACGAAGAUUAUGCGAAGCUAUAUGAUUCAUUCAAGAGAAUGCGAGCCACGGCAGAGGAACAAAAGCAGGAGUAUGCUGCUUUACACGAGAAAUUUGUUGAGAAGGUGGAAGAUAUCAAGCGACUUCAAGGGAAGUUAUUGCGUCUACGUGAAGAUGCGCAGAACAAACUGGAGAUGGCUUCAAAGGAUAUGGCGGAUUGUAUCCGAGACAGAGAUGAAAGCCUAGUAGGAUUGAAAUUGAAGGUGCGACAACUCGAAAUGGAGUUGUCUUCAAGUCAAAAAGAAUUGGAGAUCAAAAAGAACGAAUGCGUGGAACUUCGUGACAUCUGCAACACGCUAAUGUCACAAGUAGAACCAGGAUCGGACGUGGAGCAGUAGUACCUACUGGACGUUACCUUUGCCAUUCUACUGCAAAAUUGGUUUGAAACUAGCGCCAGAGUGUUGUUUCUGAUUUGAGCGAUCCUAGUGCGGUUAUUGCUUCUCUUACUCAAUGAUCUUGCAUUCUUCAUAGUUAUCUGAUCAUCAAUUGAUUUGUUACCAGCUGUACUAUACGAAUUGAAUCACUGAUUG